This is a messenger RNA of Plodia interpunctella (Indianmeal moth), 6290 nucleotides long. RefSeq lists its product as uncharacterized. Bases 433 to 2484 code for a protein of 683 amino acids. The transcript is spliced from 6 exons. The record is from RefSeq and is a predicted model, not a curated record. NCBI's taxonomy places the organism in Eukaryota, Metazoa, Arthropoda, Insecta, Lepidoptera, Pyralidae.
GUAACAAUGGUUACGCAAGAGGGGAGUCGCAGCCUAUACAGCUUCGACUGACGUACAGGCGGGAUUCAGUGGCUGGGGCCCGUGUCAUCUCCCGGGCCGACGUCCCUGCCAAAUGUACGGGAUACAGCAAAAAAAUGUUUUAAAACUAACAAAAUAACCUCAAAUGCGAGCUAUAAAACCUCAUAAUUAAAUAAGUGCUAAGUGUUUUCCCGCGCGUAAUUUCCCGGCGUCAAUUUUGAAUUAAGAAUAUAGUCUUGCGGCCAGUGUGAAUGAAGUCAUAAAUAAUUGUAACAUUUGUCAACGUUAAUUAUUGUGGACUGUGAUUUAAAUGGUGUAUUUAAUUAGGUGAAAGGGGAGCAGUAAUGGGCUGACUCCCUGAAGACGCCGACGGCAAAACCUUCACGACUAUGGAAAUUUGAGACACUCCGCAAAAUGACGAACGUUAAAUUAAAAUUGAUGUUUUUUCUCCUUAACUCCCUACUGUCAGCAGAUAUCAUCCACGCCAGGCCUUAUUCCGACAAAAAUAACACAGAUAUUGUUAUUAAGUUCACCACUGAUAGCAAUAAUACAUUUAACAUACCAGUAGACUCAAAUUCCGAUACACUAAUCGUUGCAAGUGAUGACGAAACUCCAGAAGAAACAAACAAAAGUUCCAACAAUCAAUUAGAAGCUAUAGUCAACGCGGAGCAAGACCGUGACGAAGCUAUGUCAAAAAAAGUUAUGACAGAUCAAGUCAGCAUUCUAGAAGUUAACAAAAAAGAUGCUGCAGCCAUUGAAAACCAAUUGAACACAUCAAGUUCUGUACUGGACGAUAUAAUAGAUUCCGAAACUGACAGAGAAGAGACUUUGACGGAUAUAUUAUUUAGGCCGGAGUCAGAAUUUACAGAGGAUAUGCCUAGGUUUGAAUUUUUAAUUGCAGCUAAAAUAAACAGUAGUGAUGUUAGUAAUAAUAGGAGUGUAGUGAAAGAUGACGGGUUCAGUGAUAAUAGGUUAGAAAAGGACAGGAACAGUAGUGAUGUGCUUCGGAAGGUGGAUUAUGUAGAAUUAGUUGAGGUGCCAACGAAGAUUAGUGAAAAUAAGAGUGCGUAUUUGAUGAACAUCACUGGGCAUGAGUUGGAUAAUGAUUUGGCACCUGACACAAUGUUGUCCGUGUUCUCAGGCUUCACCGACCUGCAGACACUGUUCCUGGCCUGCUUCGGGACUUUGCUGCCUCUCCUGGCUGUGCUGUUCGCUACGCUACUCAUUCGGUGUAUGUGUCGCCGGUGGUGUCCAGGGUGGUGCAAGAAGUCCACUGGAUCCUCCGUCUCAGAAAGCAGUGAGAAAGACGCUAAGCAGCAGUUGAAGUCCCCAACCGAGGAGGACACCAGCCAUGGAGAGACACUGGAGAACGGAGAAGCAGCUCCAGCCAACGGUUCCAUUUUUACCAUGACUCUGAAGAAUAACCACCUUAUUGUGGAGACUGAGGAGAGAAAUGAUAUCACCAAAAACGGACGGGAGACCAAGAUGAAGUAUUCACCAGACAACGACGGCAUAUUUGUCGUCGAAGUCCAGCAGUCCCAAGCUUACAGACCCAACAACAAGUCUUUGCAGAGUUCACCGCCACACGACCCCCAAAUAUCCACCAACCAGGCUCUGAUCCACCGGGUGCCAGAAGAUUUAGAUAAAACCAAUGAACAUAACGAGAAAUAUGAUGGAAAAUUCGAAAGAGAUAGAGCAUUAGCUCUGUCUAGUACAGGACUGUCUAUUUCAGACUUAUCAAUGUCAUCAAUUGGGUCGCACAACGUUAGCUACUCUUAUGGAGGUCAGGUAGGAUACGAACAAGGCCCAUUUGGAUAUCCAGUCUAUGCUGGCUAUAACAUCUCCAAAGACGACAUGCCUGAGGGUAUAAUUCAUGAUAAUUCUCAGGAACCAUUGAUUAGCAAAACGCCAACUGACCCUGAUAAACCAGUGGUCACUGCUGCCAUUUUCAAACAGGAUUCAAUUAUAGGUAAUGACGCUCUGCAGGGACCUGGCUACUGCAUCGAAGGGUCCACAGAUGGGCCUUUGCUCUCAGAUGUCCAAGCGAGAGAGUACAGUUUGCAACAUUUGUUAGACCAAAGAGAUAACAAAGUCGAGAAUGGUGUAGCGGUUCCUGUACCAGAGAAAAUUGAAAGUCCCAAGAAGGCGCUGAGCAGAGCUGACAGUCUGCCAGUUCGGUUAGAAAAUGAUAAUGUUGUUGAAGCAAUAUUGGAGAAAAACAACGUCAUGGAGACGAUCACGGAGGACGAAAUGCCGAAAGAUUUGCUCAAAGGCAAAAGGGCAUCUCUUCCGAUAAUAAGAACAGAAAUGUAUGAAUCUGUUAAGGAUGCGUUAUUACCGUCUGGUUCUCCUAAGUUUGAGAAGCUGUUGAAUGAAACAUCGCCAGGUGAUGGUGGAUUCGAAGCGCCGCCAAUGAUAACGAUUACUGAAGAGAGUGAUACGGGAAAGACGGAAAGUGCUAGUUAAUUUUUGAGGACGGGAUUAUAACAGAUAGAUGUAAGACAAAUAUGUGAUUAGGAUUUUGGGAGGCUUUCGAGUUUUUGAUGAAACGGUAAGUAAACCAGUGUGAGUUAUGCCACCCUUUUAGUGUUUAUGGAGUGAUCGGUAUAAUACUAAUAGAUAUUUUUAACUGCAUUUAAACUUCUAAUUGCGGGGUAUAAGGCGAAGGGAUAAAAAGCUUUGACAGCUGAUAGGUUACGACAGAAUUCCCAAAACGAUUUGGUUCAAUCAGUCAGGUAGGCAGUAACAUCAUAGCUGAGUCUUUAAAAAGUUGAGGUUUACUUUGACACACGCAGGUUACGAGGCGGCAUGGCCGGGAAUGACUCCGGGAACACACGAGGAUGAGGGAGAGAUACAAAUUGAUAUAUUACACUAGUGGCGCGUCCCGGCUUUGCUCGGGUAAAACAAUAAUAAAAAGUAGCCUAUGUCACCCCUGAAGGUUUCAAGUUUACCCAUUACAAACAAAGAAACAAUACAAAUCUUGUCUCUUUAUUAUAUUAGUAUGACUUAUCUCUAACCUCAAACUGGUAAGAAAGUAUGGUUAAAACUAUAAUAGAAAUGUAAUUUUGUAAUAUUUCUUAGAGAUAGUACCGAUGUGUAUUAAAUCAGUUAGCUUUUGUGUUUUUUCUUAUGUUAACAUAUUAGUGGCCGCGCUGUCUAGACUUCCUCAAAGAUUAAUUGAAGUUACCAACUAAAUGUUGUUAUUCAAACUUUAGAAUUUUCGUAAAUACUCGUACAUACAUUAUAUGCGUGAGUGAAUGUAAAGUACAAAAGUCAUAUAUUAUACACAUUCCAGCCUGGAAAUAACAGUUAAACAUUAAAAAUACAUAAAUAUAAUAUAUAAUUUUGCUUUUACUAUUGCAUAUUACCAAUAAAUUGUGUACAGCAGUACGUAAAUGGUGAAAAAGUUAUAAGUUCCUUCCCUUGUAGAUUUUUAUUGAGCUGCAUCGUAAAUUAUUCAUCACAGUUACUGUAAUCAAAUGAUAUGCUUAUGAUAAUUUAUUAUAUUUAAUUAAAACAAGUGAUAAUUAUAAAAAAAAACGCUUUAAACUUUUCAGCCAAAAGUCCGUCUUUCUUUUUGUGUCCGUAAUUUUAUUAAUUUGCAUAAUGCAAAUAUUUACUUAUAUAUAUUUUUAUAAAAUUAAGUAUAUAAAAGAUUAAGAAUGUCAGUUAGCUCAAUACAGCAAUUAUUUUAACAUUUUAAAGUAUUUAGCUCAAAUUAAUAAAUCAAUUUCAAAUUUCAUAUUAAAGUAAGUGGAAAAUAUUAUGAAUUAAAAUGAUUUCUGUAAGCAUUAAUUUAGUUUGUACAUAGUUAAUAUAUAAAACAGUAAUAUGUGCGUACAAAUUAUGCAGUUGCGAAUCGUUGUGCCCAAAACAUAGUUACUAGUAAUAUAUAGAGUAAGAUCCAAUAUGAUUAUAUACAGAUAUAAACAGCAUAUAAUAAUUAUUAAAUAAAUAUAUAGGCCUGUCUGUAGAUGAACGGAUAACCGCCUCAGUAGACGUGUUCUCGAGUGGACACCACGCCUGGGUAAGCGAAGUGUGGGCCAUUCACUGGCUAGAUGGCGUGAUGACCUGCGAAAGCUUGCAGGGUACGACUGGAUGCGAAAAGCCCAAAACCGACAGCAGUGGCGCACCUUGGGAGAGGCCUAUGUCCAGCAGUGGACUGCUCCAGGCUGAUGAUGAUGAAAUAUAUAGGGGAAAAUAACUUGUGGCGUAAGUUCUGCCCUAAAAUAUAGCCACCAAUCCUCCCGCGGCAAGGCAGUCAGACCAUGUGGCGCGAGGGGUAUGUCAUACGAGGCGACUAAGGGACACACAUCUUUAGCAAAGCAAAAUGUAUAUAUAGCGUAUAUAUAGCGUAUUGACUUCAAGUGUUAGGGGGUUCCACUACACUUGCCACUCAUACCAGCAGAUUGAAUGGAAUUAACGAACACCCUUAUUCCACAGACAUAAUGGUAUUCCCAACGAGCGUUGUCAUUAAGAUGGCCGGAUGUAAAAUCACAUGUUUUAUUAUAUAUUUAACGCUGAUUGAGCUCCCGGGCGAAGCCUGAGGUAAAAAUACAACUCAAACUUUUUUAUUUUAAUGCAAUUGUUUCCUUCCACUUUUGGAUUUUCAGAAUCAAAUUAUUCAGAAAUUUAGGCCUUCACAGGCACUUUUUCACGUCAUAUUCAUAAGCUACAAACUACUAGCAUUUCGGAACGACCACUGCUGAGAGGAAAUGCCGAAAGAAACUCAUUCAAACAGCCAAGCAAUUAUACCAGAAGGGCUUACCAUUUUUUAAAUAUAAAUUUAUGUAUAAUUUUUUAUCAGUAAUAUAUAUACCUUUUGACCAUUGUUAUGAAACAUGAUUGUGAUGAUGCUGAUGAUAUGUAUCCUGAAUAUAUAUCCUUCCUUAUUUGAAUAUGUAUAUAUGUAUAAUUAACUGAGAAUUGAACAGAUAAUUGUUAUAUGCUUUGCAUAUCUGUAUCACACACCAAUUAUGAUAAUCGCUUAUUAGAAUACUAGGUAUUGUUAAGUUUUAAUUACAAUGGAAUUGAUAUUGUAUAAUGAAACGUGUUGAAUUUGUUUACGAGAAAUAAUGUAAUUAUUUUGUUUGAACCCUGUUACUAUAAUGUUAACCCUGUGGAAUACGUAAAGAGGUUAGGAAGCCCAGAAAGAGCUAGUUAAAAUAUCCUUCAUUCCAUAAAUGUGUAUUAAUAAAUAGAAAAUCAAUUAGUAUUCUUGGAUUGCAAUAUUGGAGGAAAAAAAAUAUCUUAAUCGAUGGAUAAAAGCGGUGCCAGCUCUGUGCCACAUUCUUUUUAUCAUAAAAUAAUUCUAAUUAAGUGCUAAAUGUUGUAUUCAUUUUAAUCGAAUUACCUUAGGAUGGAUUGCACCAUUUAACUCUGAUGUUAAGUUUAGAUAAAAUAGCGUACCUUGCGUUUUUCUCAGCAGGUUAACGUAAAAAUCGACUGUUGCAAAUGAACUUUUCUGUGGUUGGAAAUUACUAAGAAUUUGUAGGGCAGAGUAAAGGAAAGAAAUGGUGCGUCAAUUUGCGGUCGAUUGUUAUUCCGACCUUUUUUAAACUAACUAAAAGGCCCAACUCAUGGCAAGUGGUCACCGCAGCCUAUCACAGCCACUUGCUCACCUCUUUAUAUAUUCUGUAAUCUUUGAAAUGUAAUGUUUGUGUACUGCGGCUCGUGUAAAAUAUCGUCGUAUUGACUUCAAGUGUUAGAGUUCCACUACACUUGCCAAUCAUACCAGCAGACUGAAUGGAAUUAACGAACACCCUUAUUCCACAGACAUAAUGGUUCUUUUUGGUCGGCUAAAGCCGCCACUUCGAUAAGUAUGGAGAUUCCCUUCACAUUUUUGUCGUAUUAUUAAAAUUCUUGUAUUAAAUUUGUUUUUAGUAUUAGAGCCGUCCUUGUAUGACAAACGAAAAACUUACGUGCCAAGCAAUUUCAUUCUUUAUUGUUUCGAUGAGAUGGUUAGUUGUAUUUAUUGAUGGAACGUUUGUGGAGUGUGUUUUUUUUAACAAGAUAUUUUGAAAGAAGAUUGUUGGUGGCCAGUGUUUUAAUUUUUUUUAUGGCAAUCAGACUAACGAAAAAGAUUUUUUUUCAACGCGAUAUAAUUUGUGUGUUAAAAAAAAUACACUCAAUAAUAGUUUUAAGCGUAAAACUAGAUUGGAAAUUUAAAAUAUUUACUAAAAUAAGUAUAGAAUUUAUUGAUACCUUAUUUUGCAUUAUUUGAAUAUAUUAUGACAUCAUUACUUUUAUAAAUAAAAUAUAAAGUAAUUCGC